Molecule: messenger RNA, 2880 nt
Organism: Venustampulla echinocandica
Lineage: Eukaryota; Fungi; Ascomycota; Leotiomycetes; Helotiales; Pleuroascaceae
Product: Rnapii degradation factor def1
Exons: 4
Coding region: 1-2880 (959 amino acids)
Cellular component (GO): nucleus; cytoplasm
Molecular function (GO): ubiquitin binding
Source: RefSeq, a predicted model, not a curated record
AUGUCUGAGGUACAAUCUCGACCUGCCGCCCCGCGCGGUAGAGGCCCAGCUCGUGGCGGCCGGGGAGGCUUCUCAUCCAGAGGACGCGGUAGCAGAGGUCACGCUACCAACGGCGAUAAAGCUGGCCAGACAGCAACUGCAUCAAUUGAAGACAGCGGAGAAGUAGGCCAACUGAAGAGGCAGUAUGGCAGCAAGGUCAAUACCAUCAAGGAGAUGUUCCCCGACUGGACGGAUGAAGAUAUCGUGUUUGCUCUGCAGGAGACUGACGGCGAUCUCGAAGCCACGGUUGGUCGCAUAACAGAUGGCACCAUCUCGCAAUGGGGCGAGGUUUCGAAGAGCAAGAAAGAUCGAUCUAGAUCAAAGGUGAAGGAUGCUACUGCUACAGCAUUUGGCGAUUCGACCAAUCAACCCCGGGUCUCACGCGGCGGCCGAGCUGGCUUUGACAGUGGCAGAGGAGGCCGUGGUCGCGGCGCAGAUCGAGGCAGAGGUGGAAAAGGCCGUGGAGCUUCGGUCGCACACACAAAUGGAACACGCAAGGAAAAUACCGAAGUAUCAACCCCUACAACCGAGUCAAAUGCAUGGGGUGCGACCGCGACUGAUGCCCCGGCCUGGGAUACCGCUAAACCUGCCGAGAAGACUUCCGAGGACACCCACGGCUCUGGACUUGCAUCUGCAACUGCUGCUGCUGCUUCCAGCAUUAUACCGGAUGGCCUCAAGAAGAGCUGGGCCAGCAUUCUUCAACCUAAACCGGCUCUGAAGAAGGCCCCAGAACCAGCUGAGAAACCUGUAGAGCCUGUGAAGCCAGAAGAACCUACCGAACCUCCUACUAAAGAACCCGAACCUCCAGUCUCAGAGCCUGCUCCCGUUGAACCUGUCGAAGAAACCCCUGUCCCAACCACUGUCGCUGCAGAACUCGAAUCAACAACUGUCACACCUUCAAAAGACCAACUAACCGAGGACAACCUCGACCAACUCCCUGAUGCCUCCGGUGAUGCCCCAACCGAUACCGCUGCGAGUACUACGGCUAGCUCUUGGGACGCUAGAAAUCCUGCCACCAGCUCCACAACCUACGCGGCAUUACAGCAAGGACCACCACAAGCAAUUCGGCCUCCAACUAGCGGCUUUCAAGCUUCUGCUUUGAAGGCGACAGGAUCCGGUGGACGCGCCCCAAGUUAUACUCGGCGGGUACUCGAUCAAGAGGAGGCGGUUCGUAUGCCAGGAAACCGGGAGGUUGACCGGGCAGCGGUUCAAUUUGGUGCUUUCAAUUUGAAUGGAGCCGGAGACGAGGAUGUUGAUGGGGAUCGCGAGGAGCCAGAGACUCGUGGUCAACCUCCGCAACACUCACCAGUCGCCCCCCGAGCCUCACUCCCACCCGCACCUGCAGCCCAGCAACCUGCAGCGGCUCCGGAAGGCUUCCCAACACCAAAGCAGUCUGCUGGUUUACCAGCUGCGACACAACCGACCGGUAAGGAUUCCUCACUAUUCUCUAUGUAUUCAAAAGCUGACGUUGUGGAAGGUGCCCCAGGUCUCCCAAGCCCACAGCAACUACCCGGUGCUCAGAGCACAGCCCAACAAGGUCCUCAAAGCAACGCAGCAUUCAACCAAUACGGCCGAUAUGGACAAGCCGGCGCUCAGGAACAAACAUCAUUGCCUCAAAAAUCCUACGAUGCUUUCAGCCAGCAAGCCCCAUCAGCUCAAAGCUCGUUCGAAGCCUAUCCCAACCAAGGGGCCCAAUCCCAGCCUCAUCAACAAUCGGGGGGUUUCUCCUCCGCACCCAACGAGUUAUCGAACUAUUAUACAGCGGAUCCUCAACAGCGCACUGCUUUCAACAACUUUUAUAACCAACAAUAUGGUCUGCAGCAAGGUGCCCAAGGCCAGCAAGAUGCGCCUUCGUCUCAGCAGCGAUCUUACAGUGGGUUUAACGGACCUCAGGCGACCGAAUCAUCCCAAUUCCCACAAAGCACUGCUCAGCCGGGUCAGUCGCGGUAUGCUACGGCAGGGGAGGGCCAAACAAGUGGUCACACCACCCCCAACCCUACUGCUCAAGCCCAACCCGGCGCCAACCAAGCUGGACAGCCACAACCCACCCAUCCGCAGCAGCCACAAGGUGCCACUUACCCGUAUGGGCAUCCGUACUACAGCAGCCCUUACUAUUCCGCAUACAUGAACCAGUACCAGCAAUAUGGCGCUGGAAAUUACCCUGGCGGGCCAUAUGGCGCAAAGGGAGGGCUUCACCAACCAUAUCAGGGUUAUGCAAUGUCUCCAGGGGCUCCUUAUGAACACGCCUCGUCCCCUGCCGCUGGUGGUUUUGGGGCAUCCUCCCUCCAUGGUCGUGAUAGUGCCUUGGGUGGUGGAUUGGGAGAGUAUGGCCGUGCUGUGUCAGGCCAGUCAUCUCAGACGCCUCAAGGCCUCGGAGGUAGCGGUGCUUUUAGUGGUGCUGCACAUGAUGCAUUCGGCCGGGGAUCAUCAUAUCAAGGUCAAACCCAACAGCAUUACACCGCCAACCAGAGCAGCCAACAAGCUGCGACUGAUGACUUGAAGCCCUUUGGUGACUCCAAGACUGCGAAUGGACCCAGCCCGUCGUUGUCUCAAGCUAACCGACCCGGAUCUGCAACCAACACAACUCCAGGAUCGGUGCUUCCUCCUCCCCAAUCUCAACAGCCUGGCUAUGGAGGCUAUCCAGCCCACCUCCAGCAUGGACAUGGCUUGCAUGGUAGUCAGGCUGGCAGCCAAUAUGCCGGCCUAGGAGGAGCAGGUGGUCAUCAAGCUGGAAGCCAAGGCCACCAGAACAGCCAAUACGGCGGCUACCAAGCUUUCGGAGGCAAUUAUUAUGGCAAUAGCCAACAACGUGGUGGAUGGGGCGGUAACUACGGACAUUAA